AUGGGAAGACGCACCGAAGCGUCUGCUAGCAUAGAGGGCCUCCAGAUCCAGUAUCUGAUCCAGCCGCAGCCCAUCACAAACGGAACAAACUUACUGGGCCUUGUACCCGGAGAACGAGAUGUGGUGAUGGCAGUACUUACAGCCGCGUACAAAGACUCCGCUGACGACGAUGCUGUCAUGAAACAAAUCAAGCCGAUCGUCGAUAAACAGGAGAGUGUCCUGCAACAAGAAGGUUCUCUCCUUCGCUUUGAGUAUCUCAACUGCGCAUACAAGUCUGAGGACUCAAUUGGUUGUUACGGUCAGGAGAACAAGAAGCGUCUUCAGGAUGUGGGCAAAAGUACGACCCGAAUGGCUUGUUUCAGAAGCGUGUUCCAGGAGGAUUCAAGCUAUUUUGAGCAGAUGAGGCGUGGGAAGAGCGUGAUGGCGGAGCUGGCAGAAAACUGGUAA
Aspergillus chevalieri is the source of this 447-nucleotide messenger RNA. RefSeq lists its product as uncharacterized. The coding region runs from base 1 to 447 and encodes 148 amino acids. The transcript has a single exon. The record is from RefSeq and is a predicted model, not a curated record. NCBI's taxonomy places the organism in Eukaryota, Fungi, Ascomycota, Eurotiomycetes, Eurotiales, Aspergillaceae.